GCAGAUAGCAGGAGGGGAAGAAGCGAGCAGCGGGACUGGAGUGCGGGUGAUGCUGGGGAACCGGCUGGACUGCUAGGGGCCUCUCGGAAAGUUUUCUCCUCCGCGGAGAGGCGAGAAUUUCCGAGCUGGAAGGAAAUGCCAAGGAUCGUGCGUUAAAGCUUGUCAAAAUGGAGGGAGUCAGGGCUUUAUUACUCAGAGGAGAGAGCUGGCAGAUGUCCCAAGUGAGAGACCCUCUUCCUCCAGGGCCUGAAGGGCCAGCGCAUGCAGCUCCGGUUGAAAACAGCUUUUUGAUCUCACUUCCCCGAGAAAAAUCUGGAAACAGAAUGGCUGUGGGGGAGAGAGAGAUGCCAGAGCCUUCAAGUAAUCAGUGCAUACAAACAAAUACACAAGGCCAGUCGAUCUGGGGAAAUAAUGCUGGCGAUGACCUUGUCAGAACCCAGCCUGAACGUUUGCCCCAGCCAAAUGCUUUGGCAUUUGAAAAGCACAAGGAAGAAACUGGCAGAAUACAAAAUGGUCAUGCAGGUCUGAGUAAUGGAAGUGGAAUUCACAAUGGAGUCAAACUUGCAGCAAAAGAUAGUAGAAAAUUCUCAGCACCGGUUUCCCAAAAAAUGCACAAAAAAAUUCAAUCUAGCUUGUCUGUCAGCAGUGAAAGCAGCAAAAAAAGCUCAGCAAAUUCUCAUAAGCCAAGUUCUUCACCUGAAGAUUGCUGUGUUCACUGUAUCUUGGCCUGCCUAUUCUGCGAAUUCAUCACUCUCUGCAGCCUUGUCUUGGGACAAGCAUCAUGUGGAGUUUGCCCGGAGGUCUGCUGUUGUUGCUGUGGGGAGGAAAUGGGAGAUGACUGUAACUGCCCAUGUGACAUGGACUGUGGCAUAAUGGACGCUUGUUGUGAAUCAUCGGACUGCCUGGAAAUCUGCAUGGAAUGUUGUGGGAUUUGUUUUCCAUCAUGAAACAC
Messenger RNA from Heteronotia binoei (common prickly gecko), 952 nucleotides. It is a transcript of the gene MDFIC, whose product is annotated as MyoD family inhibitor domain containing. The transcript has 5 exons. The record is from RefSeq and is a predicted model, not a curated record. Bases 168 to 947 code for a protein of 259 amino acids. Lineage: Eukaryota; Metazoa; Chordata; Lepidosauria; Squamata; Gekkonidae.